AUGGCAGACAGAACUCGGAAAGGCAAGGCGGCCAGCGAGACAGCGGCCAAAGCGCAACCAUCCAACAUUUCGAGCAUUGUAUCACCACCUGGAUCCAAAACUCCGCCAACGAUGCCGACCAAGCGGACAAUGUAUUUCCCAGACAAUUCCGGUAACCGCCAGCAACAAGAAGGAGUGGAACCGGUCGACCCCAGUGCGCUAGCAAGAGCGUUAAAGGACUAUGAGACUGCUGGUGCACGACGGGAGCGAACUCCGGUGUCUAGCCCAUGCCGCAAGCGCCAACGGGUCUAUGGCGAUCGGUUCAUCCCCAAUCGCGACGGUCAAGAUUUACAAGCGACAUACAGCUUAUUGCACGAAGAUGGUUGUCCUUCAACGCCUUCCAAGGCCAAGAAACGCGGCCCUCAUUCUGAGUUACAUUUCCAGAAAACCGAUGAAGCCAAUCGCACGUUCUCAAGGGUUUUGCGUAGCGAGUUGUUUGGAAGCACCGUGCCACAGCCUGACCUGAGCGCAACACCAGCAGACCCAUUACUCGGCUUUACCAACGGGAUCAGUGAUAAAACUCGAUCCCACACACCUCCUGCACAUAUUACUGCCAAUCUCCCUCCCGCCAGUAUCACCCCCACCACCCCCCACAAAAACCUCUUCAACUAUGGAGCUUCCAGACCAGGAUCCGGACAUCCGACACCAUCAAAAACGCCACGCAGUCUCCACGGCCCUAACUUGGACGUUCGUUCGGAACUGUACAGUCUCUCUCCUAUCCGAUAUGAUAGCCAGCGUAUACUUGAAACGCCGCGCAAACAGGCACGAUAUGUAAACAAGGUUCCUUACAAGGUCUUGGAUGCACCGGAUCUGCAAGACGACUUCUACCUCAACCUGGUCGACUGGGGUAGCAGCAAUGUCCUCAGUGUCGGGUUAGCUAAUUCGGUAUACAUGUGGAACUCACAUACCGGGCGAGUCACGAAGUUGUGCGACCUUAAAGAUGAUACAGUGACUAGUGUGAACUGGAUUCAACGGGGAACCCAUCUCGCAAUCGGCACAGGGAAAGGUCUAGUGCAGAUUUGGGAUGCCGAGCAUUGUCGUCGGCUACGAACCAUGAUUGGGCAUACGAACCGAGUUGGUGCCUUAGCAUGGAAUGAUCAUAUUCUCACAUCCGGAUCCAGGGAUCGCCUCAUCUACCACCGCGAUGUUCGCUCUCCCGACCAGUACAUCCGGAAGCUUUCCGGGCAUAAACAAGAGGUUUGUGGUCUGAAGUGGAAUACCGAAGAUGGGCAACUAGCAUCUGGUGGUAACGACAACAAGUUGAUGGUUUGGGACAAGCUCAAUGAAACCCCACUCUACCGCUUCUCGGACCACAAUGCUGCAGUCAAGGCCAUUGCAUGGUCACCUCACCAACAUCAUCUGCUCGCCUCAGGUGGAGGUACCGCUGAUCGAACGAUCAAAUUCUGGAACACAUCGACCGGAUCACUGAUCAAAGAAGUCGACACCGGUAGCCAGGUCUGCAACCUCUCUUGGUCGAAGAAUUCAGACGAGAUUAUCAGCACACAUGGGUACAGCCAGAAUCAAAUCGUCAUUUGGAAGUACCCUCGCAUGGAACAGAUUGUGUCCUUGACUGGUCACACCUUCCGUGUUCUCUACCUCGCCAUGAGCCCUGACGGCCAGACGGUCGUAACAGGAGCAGGCGACGAAACACUCAGAUUCUGGAAGAUUUUCGACAAGCGCGGCACACGAGACAACCGCCGCGAAGGCAGCAAGCUCUCCGAAUGGGGCACCAUUCGUUAG
Molecule: messenger RNA, 1779 nt
Organism: Penicillium salamii
Lineage: Eukaryota; Fungi; Ascomycota; Eurotiomycetes; Eurotiales; Aspergillaceae
Source: the annotation of a GenBank genome assembly